This is a messenger RNA of Poeciliopsis prolifica (blackstripe livebearer), 1049 nucleotides long. RefSeq names its product spermatogenesis-associated protein 4-like. The transcript is spliced from 7 exons. NCBI's taxonomy places the organism in Eukaryota, Metazoa, Chordata, Actinopteri, Cyprinodontiformes, Poeciliidae. Bases 104 to 832 code for a protein of 242 amino acids. The record is from RefSeq and is a predicted model, not a curated record. Gene Ontology annotation, molecular function: microtubule binding. Gene Ontology annotation, cellular component: axoneme. Gene Ontology annotation, biological process: regulation of cytoskeleton organization.
AACGGACAAACAGAAAAAGGCCAUUUCGGGAGCAGCUUAACUGAUGGUGGAUAAAUGUUAGCGGUUUCCAAGAGCUCAUCUUGAUUCUUGAUUUCUGAGGAGAAUGUCUUAUUCUCAGGGUCAUGCGACAGGAGUUGACAGAGAAGUCAUCAAGUGGCUCCAAGAUCUGGAACUGUCAUUUCACCCAAAUAAUCUACGGAGGGAUUUGUCCAAUGGUUACCUGGUUGCUGAGAUAUUUUCUCAUUAUUACCCCCAUGACAUCUCAAAAUACUCAUUUCUCAAUGGAGUGUCAUUUUCUUCCAAGCAGAAGAACUGGAGCCGGAUACAGAAGUUUUUGAAGAAGAAGAAUCUGGAGCUAUCGAAGGAAGCAAUCUAUGGAUGUAUACACUGUGAACCAGGAGCAGCUGAGGCUUUGCUGCAGGACAUUUACAAGAUGCUGACCAAUCAGAAGCUGACCACUCAGAAUGUCACAGAUGUCCAGGGUCAGCAGUCACAACAGUCCUCACAGAGUCGCACCACAUCGUCAAGGUCUUUCGGGAACAAUUUGGUAGCUGCAGGGAUCAUGGCCGAGUCAGACGUCAGUUUGAGGAGAGCACAAAUCAGCAGGGACGGCAGGCAGUUGGAACACACAGCUGCAGACGAGUCUCUCCCCACCGACUCGUCAAUAUGGAAAGGAGCUCCUGUUUCCUACAAGGAGAUAAAAGUGAACCAACCUGUCAGAAAUUCAAUGGUGAACCUUUCACGCUCACUGCAUCACAGUGUGGCAGCAUUGUUUGGUCAUUUUGACAGCAGCAAUAAGAAAAAUAAAACGGUGCAUGUAGUUCAUAAAUGAACCUGCACUGACACUAUUCUUAUGGAACCUUGGAAGUUUAUACAGCUAUCCCCCUUUUUUAAGACAUACCAGUCAAACACUGAAAACAAGAAGAAGAAUAAAUCUCCAAAAAGUCAGACUCAGGAUGACCGACCAUCACGCUCUGACAGCUUCUGACAAAAAGGCUAAAAACUUUUAAUGUUAUUUAGCCCUCAUAAAUAAAAUGUUCGCAAAAAUC